AGACCCCGCCGUGAUGCCGUGAGAGAGUCGCUCAUCAUCAUGGGCAAUCAGGACGGAAAGCCGAAGCGCUCCGACGAUGCAGCUCACGAGAACACGGCUCACAACGGCACAAAGAAAGGGAAGAAACCGCGAGUGGAGGGAGGGAAGAAGAAAAACAGAUCCGACAGAUCCUCAGUGUUCCCUCACAUUCGCAAACGCAAGAACCAGAGCAAGACUAAAAGCUUCCUGAGCGGAUCCAAAGAGGAGGAUGCAUCGCUGGAUGAGCUGGACAGCGCUCUGUCGCUGUGUAAUAAGACGCCUGAUCUCUCCGGGGAUGAGCUGGGACAUUCGGACACCGAGCCCGAGCAUCCUCGCCCCCAGGAGGAGGAGGAGAAGAAGAAGAAGAAGGUGACGAGCUCCGGAUCCGACACGGACAUGUACAGCCUCCACUCGGCCGCAGAGCAGGAGGAUUUACUUGCUGACAUCCAGCAGGCCAUCCGUCUGAAGCAGGGCGUGAUGCUCGGCUCCGUCCACAUCCCCUGGCUCUGUAAACAAACCGGAGACACCCCCGACUCAGAGCCGCUCACCGAGCUACAAGCCAUUCCCAAAGAGGAAACUAACGGGAUUGUGAACGGGCUCUCAGAGGAGGCUCCGGGUGCUGAAGACCCCGAGGGCCCUCUGUCUCCAGCUGUGGCUCCUACAGACACACACCUGGAAGAAGAAGAGCCAUCUCCUCCGCCUGACCUCAGGUCCACAGGCUCGCUGGAGGGUGUCACCGUCAUCGAGGAGCUCGUCCAGAGGCGCAAGAGCAGCGUUUCCUUCGCUCAGGAGAGUCCUCUGACCACACGACUGCUGAUGUCUGUGGUCAAGCUCUAUCCGUCCAUCAGCACGUCCUACAUCAAGACCACCACACGCCAGCUGAGCUCGCCCUCCUGCUCGCCCGCCCCCUCGCCGUCCAACAGCCCACUGUCCACCCGCCGCGGACCGGAGCGGGCAGAGAGGAGACGUGUCCAGCGCCAGCGCUCCAUCAGCACCACCAGCUCCAUCAGCCGCUCCGCAGACUGGACCGAGGAGCUCCGGACCAAUCACAGCUCAGAGGACCCGCUCCGGACCAAUCACAGCUCCACAUGCAGCUUCCAGCCGGUGUUCACAGGCAGGACGCUGUUUGAGCGCUUCUCCCAGCAGCAGGACUCUGGAGAGCCGGAGGAGGUGGAGAAGCUGUGCUCCAGGAUCCUGGCCUUGAGCCUCCUGCUGCCCUUCAGUGACUGCUUCAGAGACCCCCACAGCAGCGGACCGAUUGCACCCGAGUUUGACACCGGUCAGCUGUACACAUGGGCAACGGUCAGUCAGCCUCCUCCGUCUCUGGAGGGACACCUGAAGAACCUGUGGCCCCUGAACAGACCCGGAGCCCAGGACCGGCCCCAGCCCAAACACACCGAGGACGCGGUCGAGGAGCAGGAGGAGCAUCAGGCCGUCAUUUCAGACCUUAAAAAACAUCAGGAAGAAGAAAUCCGGCAAAUUGAGGAGGAGUCGGUGAUAAAGACUGUGCAUCUGAAGCAGGAGCACGUCUGCGUGAUCGAGCAGCUGGAGCAGACCAUUGAAGACCUUCGCUGUAAGAUCGCUGAGCUGGAGAAACAGCAGCCUCUGCUGGAGUGGGAGGUGCAGACACAAGACCAGGAGUGUGGAGGAGAGGAGCGCCUCCUCCCAGACGUCUGCCAUGUGGACCAACAGACAGAAAACACUGCGCUGCUGCCGCUGGAGGCCAAAUCAGUGCAGACGUCUCCUAUGGACGAGAGCUUAAGGUUUAAACUUCCUCCUGUGGAGGCGCAGGCACCGGGGAGGAGUGACUCCUCACUGCCAUCAGGAACUGAGAACGCUUCUCAAGUGUUUGUGUGCAUGUGCCAGCAUCUGCCAGGAAUGGGUGCGCCUCCUCCUCCACCUCCUUUACCAGGAAUGGGUGCGCCGCCUCCUCCACCUCCUUUACCAGGAAUGGGUGCGCCUCCUCCUCCACCUCCUUUACCAGGAAUGUUUGCACCUCCUCCUGUGCCUCCUUUACCAGGAAUGGGUGCGCUUCCUCCUCCACCUCCUUUACCAGGAAUGGGUGCGCCUCCUCCUCCACCUCCUUUACCAGGAAUGGGUGCGCUUCCUCCUCCACCUCCUUUACCAGGAAUGGGUGCGCCUCCUCCUCCACCUCCUUUACCAGGAAUGGAUGCGCCGCCUCCUCCACCUCCUUUACCAGGAAUGGGUGCGCCUCCUCCUCCACCUCCUUUACCAGGAAUGGGUGCGCCUCCUCCUCUACCUCCUUUACCAGGAAUGGGUGCGCCUCUUCCUCCGCCUCCUUUACCAGGAAUGGAUGCACCUCCUCCUGCGCCUCCUUUACCAGGAAUGGGUGCACCUCCUCCUGCGCCUCCUUUACCAGGAAUGGGUGCACCUCCUCCUGCGCCUCCUUUACCAGGAAUGGGUGCACCUCCUCCUGCGCCUCCUUUACCAGGAAUUGUUGCGCCUCCACCUCCACCUUUUCUGCCAGGUGUAUCUGUGCUGCUUCCUCUCUCAACUGCAGGAUCAGUGCCUCCUCCUCCAGGUCCUCCGCCUUUGGCUCCUGGUCCUCCUCUGGCCUUCGGUCUGGGUUCUCUGCCUCCUCCGCUCCCGCUGGGUCUGUACGCGUUAGGAGCACUGCAGGAGAAACUGCCUCACAAAAGCUUGGUGGAGCCGCCGAGACCCAUGAAACCGCUGUACUGGACCCGGAUACAGCUGCACACCAAAAAGGACUCUCAUGCUCUCGUGUGGGAGAAGAUCGAAGAGCCACCCGUGGAUUUUGACGAGUUUGUUGAACUCUUCUCCAAAACUGCAGUGAAAGAGAAGAAGAAGCCCCUUUCGGACACGAUCAGCCGGUCAAAGACCAAGCAGGUGGUGAAGCUGCUGAACACCAAGCGUUCUCAGGCCGUGGGGAUCCUGAUGUCCAGUUUACAUCUCGACAUGAAGGACAUUCAGCACGCGAUCCUGAAUCUGGAUAACACUGUGGUUGAUCUGGAGACGUUACAGGCGCUCUACGAGAACAGAGCCCAGCAUGACGAGCUGGAGAAAAUCGAGAAACAGAUCAAAUCCUCAAAAGACAAAGAGGGAAGCAAACCUCUGGACAAACCCGAACAGUUUCUCCAUCAGCUCUCCCAGAUCCCUGAUUUCUCCGGACGAGUCUUCUGUAUUCUCUUUCAGUCGACCUUCACUGAAUGCAUCUCCUCUGUUCAGCGCAAACUCCAGAUUCUGCAGACAGUCUGCAAGACUCUUCGGAGCAGCUCUGGGGUGCUGCAGGUUCUCGGUUUAGUUUUGGCUUUUGGGAACUUCAUGAAUGGAGGGAAUUGCACCAGAGGACAGGCGGAUGGUUUCACGCUGGACAUUCUGCCCAAACUCAAGGAUGUCAAGAGCAGCGACAACUGUAAGAGUCUGAUGUCGUAUAUUGUGUCGUACUACCUGACACACUUUGACGAGGACGCGGGCAAGGAGACGUGUGUGUUUCCUCUCCCAGAACCACAUGACCUGUUUCAGGCCUCUCAGAUGAAGUUUGAAGACUUGACUAAAGAUCUGCUGAGACUCCGGAAAGAUCUGAGAGCAUGCACUGCGGAGGUGGAGAAGGUGUGCUCGGUCUCGACUGAAGAGCAUCUUCAGCCGUUUAAAGACAGAAUGGAGGUGUUUGUGAGAGAAGCAAAAACAGAGCUGGAAAGUCAAGAGAAGCAACUCAGUGACACCCACAAAAUGUUCCUGGAGCUCUGCGUGUUCUUCUCAGUGAAGGCCAAGAGUGGAGAGAAAGAGGUUUCGCCCAACACCUUCUUCACCGUCUGGCACGAGUUCUCCACAGACUUUAAAGAUGCUUGGAAGAAGAAGAACAAGAUCAUCCUGCAGGAGAGGCUGAAGACAGCAGAGGAGUGUUUCCGACAGGUCAAAGAAAAAGCCACAUACAGCGUCAAACCCAAACACGCAUCUGGAAUCAAAGCAAAGUUGGGCAUGAAGAUCUGAGGCAGAUGUGGACAGACUCUUAUGACGUUUCAUCUGUAAAUCGCUCUCGCAGCAUCUUCAAUGUUACUCUGCCAUCUGCCGUACCACACAGGAAGUGAUCCACCAUCUGAAUGUGAUGUCAUAUCCUGUGUCUUGAUGGAUGAACAUAUCACCGUACAUACUGGAGGACUGAAGCAAUAUCAUCAAAACAAGGUUGUUUUAUUUUUAAGAAAGCAAGAACAUCUGGAUUUCUGAUGCGUCUUUAUUUUAAACAUCGGCACCGUCACAUGAUUUUAAACCAACACUAGUUAGUGCACUUUAGAGCUCUAGUCAUCAGCUGGUCUAACAUGUUCAAAGCACACUCCAGUCCUACAGGACCUGAAAGAGACCCUCCAGUAUGUACAGUAUGAAUCAGAUCAGACAGCGGUGAACAUUCAGGAAUCUACUCAGUGCUUUUGUGAAAUUAUGCAAGAUUGUUUUCUGGUUUUGCUGCAUCCACACAUUCACUCGAUGUAUUUAAGAGGAUGUUUUUUUUAUUAAUUUAAAUAAAAUUAACAUCUUUUUGUAGCAUUGGUUAGUUUUUAGCAUGUGCGUGUCGGAGGUGUGGAUGGACGUCUGUGCUCCAUGUGCAAUAACUGUUUGUAUCUGAACGUUUUGAGAAGAGUGUAAUAUAUGUAAAAUAAAGGGAUUAAUAAAUUCAGACAUUUGAAUUUA
Messenger RNA from Carassius carassius (crucian carp), 4683 nucleotides. Its product is annotated as formin-2-like. Gene Ontology annotation, biological process: intracellular transport. The coding region runs from base 40 to 3990 and encodes 1316 amino acids. The record is from RefSeq and is a predicted model, not a curated record. The transcript has 22 exons. Gene Ontology annotation, cellular component: nucleus; cytoplasm; endoplasmic reticulum membrane. NCBI's taxonomy places the organism in Eukaryota, Metazoa, Chordata, Actinopteri, Cypriniformes, Cyprinidae.